AUGCUAGGCUGUAAAACAUCUCGUGUACUUAACGCUAAGACCACAUCUUGUGUACUUAAUGAAAGAAGAGAAGCAGAGAUAGCUAGCAGUCGAAUUGAAAAAAAAAACAAGAUACGUUAUGAUGUGUUAAUAUUAUUCUUGGCUAUAGUUAUAAGCUUUAGACAUGUACGUUGUGAGCAAAAUGGAUUCUUGGCGAGAUAUGAUAUACAGGUAGUUAAUGGAUUGAGUGGAGAUCAGGAUUUGUUUAUCCAUUGCAAGUCCAAAGAUGAUGAUCUAGGUGAGCAUAAUCUUGCAGUUGGAGACCAAUUUAGAUGCGCCUUUAAAAAUUACAUUUGGAUUGCAAAAGAUGAUGGUGUUUACCUUAAAAACAUUCCUAAAAAUAGUUAUGAGUUAGUUUAUAAUUGGGAAUAG
Molecule: messenger RNA, 411 nt
Organism: Ziziphus jujuba (common jujube)
Lineage: Eukaryota; Viridiplantae; Streptophyta; Magnoliopsida; Rosales; Rhamnaceae
Product: S-protein homolog 1-like
Exons: 3
Coding region: 1-411 (136 amino acids)
Source: RefSeq, a predicted model, not a curated record